Messenger RNA from Entrophospora sp. SA101, 5121 nucleotides. The record is from the annotation of a GenBank genome assembly. Lineage: Eukaryota; Fungi; Glomeromycota; Glomeromycetes; Entrophosporales; Entrophosporaceae.
AUGAAUGAAAGACUUUUUCGCCUACCAUUUGAAUCAAAUGAUGAUGAGCUUGGUCCGUGGGAUGUUUUGCUCAGUAAUGAUGCAAUUGCAGAUAUGAGAAAAUUAGAGCCCCUUGCAAUCAAAGCAGUUAUGGAGAAACUAAUGCAAAUGUCAAGCGGAAAAUGGAAUAAGUAUGGAUUGCAACAUACUGUACAAUCUUGCAUUGUACCUAUUUAUGAGGUGGAACUUCCAGAUUAUGGUGGCUUGAAGAUUCUCUGGCAGGUCGAUUAUGGAUUCUCUAUUCGUAAAAAUUCACUCAUGCAACAUGUGGCGAUUUGGACAGUCACUGUAAACCAAGAGCAAAUCAACGAAAUAUUAGAAAAUGUUUCAUUACUUCAUCAAGUCUACACUCCUGAACAUAAAUACCGGUGCACAUUGCAACAACAGAUUGGCAAAGGUAAUAUCAUUUUACCAUCCUUUGGAGAUGAAGAAGCAACAAGGUCUACCCAGAGCAGAUUGAGGUGGAACCAAACAGAUGAUGAAAAUUUGUUAAAGGUUCAUGAAAUGCUUGCCACAAAUAAAUUUGUACCAUUAUCAAAGAACUUAUUUAGGUCACUUGUCAGGGGUGGUACCGAUUUUACCUUUCAGGUAUCUAAGCUUGAGUAUGAAAUUAUUAACCAUCCUUCAUCAGCAAUUGUCAUUGGUCGUUCUGGAACUGGAAAAACCACAUGUAUUAUGUUCAGACUUCUUGGUUCAUAUCUGACUAGUCAACUCAAUGAGAUGCCAUCUUCAAAUGACAACAAUGCUAAUUCUCACAAAAGGCAAAUAUUCAUUACAUUGAGUGAAAACCUGUGCUGUAGAGUAAAAGAAUAUUUCAACAAACUGCAAGGGUCAGCAAAACUUACUAAUGAAAAAAUGUCUAUGGCUCAAUUUUAUGAGAGCGUAAAUAGAAAAGGUUGUAGUAAUAUUGAUGUGAAAAAUGUGACAAAACGGGGAAAGGGAAAUAUUGUGGAUUAUACUCCAAACUCAUUUCGUCAACUGACAAAAGGCCAUUUCCCAUUGAUAAUUACCUACAAAACAUUGAUUGAUAUGCUUCUGAAAACUUAUGACAUUAAUCUACCAAAUCCAACCAAAAAACCAAAUUUUGAUACAGAUGACAAUGCAUCAUGGAAACAUUUUGUAGACUACAGACUCUUUGCAAAAAAAUAUUGGUGUCAUUUCAAUGAUUAUUAUAGAAAGAACUUUGAUUGUGGGCUGGUCUUCUCUGAAUUUUCUAUCAUUAAGGGCUUUGAUUCUGAGGGUGAAUACCUAUCAAGGGAAGAUUAUCAAGUCAUCAGCACUAAAAAAUUCCCAACAUUUUGCUAUAAUCGAGAUGAAAUUUAUGAUUUAUUUCUAGAAUAUGAAAAGAAGAAGACCUUGAAUUUUGACUAUGACUCAAUAGAUCUGACUAUUAAGAUCUUACGUCAUGCCAAGAAGGAACCACUUGGUGGUUUGCAAAUUCAUGAAUUAUAUAUUGAUGAGUGCCAGGACAAUAGCAUUGUGGAUUUAGCACUUAUUUUAAAGCUCUUUGAACAUGCUGACAACAUUUUUUUUGCUGGAGAUAUAGCACAAUGUAUUUCAAGGGGAUCAUCUUUCCGAUUUCAAGAUCUGAAGGCUUUAGUAUAUAAAUGGGAACUUGAUCGAUCCAAAUUUAUUUACAAUCAACCUAGUGCCAUAAUGCCAAAGCAGUUUGAAAUGAAUAUUAAUUAUCGUUCUCACAAUGGGAUCCUUAGACUUGCUUCAUCAGUAAUUGAUCUCAUCUCUCACUUUUUUCCUGAGUCAAUUGACAAGCUGCCACGUGAGCAUGGUGAAGUUGGUGGUCCUCGACCAAUUGUUUUUGAAGGGUUUGAUUCUAAAGCAUUCUUUUUCCAUGAGGAUGAGAAUGAGUCAAGUAAUAUUGAAUUUGGUGCUAGUCAGGUCAUUAUUGUACGUGAUGACAAAACUAAAGAGCAUUUGAAGGAAAAAAUUGGUGAAGAAUUUGGAUUGAUAUUGACUGUGUUUGAGUCCAAGGGCAUGGAGUUUAAUGAUGUGUUCUUGUAUAAUUUUUUUGCUGAUUCAUUUGCACAUUCAAAGUGGCGAGUAAUUUUCUCUGCUUUUGGCAACCAUUCAAAAGGAAUUCAAGACUUUUAUCAUGAAAAGCAUUACAUCCUUUCCUCAGAGCUUAAAAAUCUUUAUGUUGCAGUAACAAGAGCACGUCAGAGAAUUUGGAUAUAUGAUGAAAACACUGUAUCAAGGGAGCCAAUUUGCAUGUAUUGGGAGCACCAUGGAUUGAUCAAUAUAAUUGUGAAUGAAAAUGAAAAUGAUACUUUAUCUAAUUUGGAUGAGGAAGGAAGUGGUAGCCCAUAUCAACAUCACUCUAAACAAGCAAAAAUUGCUUUGUCUACUUUGGCUGAGAAAAAGAAAAGCGGACCAGAUGAAUGGAAUCAGCAAGGAAAUAAUUUUUUUGAAAGACAGCAAUAUGACCAGGCUGUUUUUUGCUUCAAAAAAAGUAAAAAUAAAGAGAAUGAAGAGUUAGCAGAAGCAUAUCUUCUUCAGCAGGUUGCCAGAGAUUCUAUAUAUGAUGAUGAUGAUGCUGCUGUGGAUACCAAUUUUGUUCGUGCUGCUGAGGCCUUCAUAAAAUGUUCAAUGCCAAUUGAAGCAGCUUCAUGCUAUCAGGAGAUCAGUAUGCAUGAAAAAGCUGGUGAUGUUUGUGUAGAGUAUGGUAUGCUUGAGCAUGCUGCUGAUUGUUAUUUUAAAGCCAAAAAAUGGGAUAAAGCAGGCACUAUUUAUCUAAAGUUGGAGAAGUAUAACAAAGCAUUUAUUGCUUAUAAAAAUGGUAAAUUUUAUAAAGAAGUAAAUACUUUGGUGCAAAGAUACAGGCAAAAAAUUGAUGAGAAUCAUAUUAGCACUCAUUAUCGAUCUGUUGCCAGAGGACUAUGCUCAUGUGGCAAGUUUGAAGAGGCCAUUGAUAACAUCAUCAUCUUGAAAGAGGCCAAUUCAGAAGACCUCGAAGUGUUAAAGUGCAUCUUACAUCUAUGCAGGGUUAAUAUAAUAAAAAAUAUAUUGACAUUUUCAAAUACCAAAGAAGUAGUAAAUAGCCUCUUUUACAUGGCAAAAAAUUUUGUCAAGAAAUUCAAAUCACAAUUAUUAGAAAAAUCUGAGCAAUGGAAAAGCUUGAUGAAAGAAAUUCAAUUAUACUCAGCUUAUUUAAAUAAGGACCUCAAUAGUGCUAAUGAGUGUAUACAAUUUUUUAGAAAUAAUCAAGAGCCUGUUACUGAAUUUUGUGCAGUAAAUAUAUGUCUGCAAAUCAUUCCUCAAUCAGUAGAGCACUGGCAUGAAUGGCUUCAAUGUCUGUUAAGGUUAUGUGAACUAACUUUUCUUUUUAUAGCACCACAUCAAAAUGCUGACAAUGUUAAGAAAAUUCAUAAGUAUUUAAAGGAGAUUUUCUUUGUAAAAAGUGAUUCACAUGAAUGGAAAGUUUUUUUAAGCAACCCAUUCCUUAAUAUAUGGGACAAAAAUAUUCAACAUAAAAUCACAGAUGAUGGGCAUGUUUAUAAUAUAAAUAGUUUGCACAUGAAAAUGAAGCAAUUCCUUGCCUCAUAUAUCUUUAAGCUCAUCUGUGAUGUUGACAAGAAAAGUAGACAAAUUCCAAAUAUAUAUUCCCAUAUCUGUCACUGUCAAAACUCAAGUUGUGAAAAUCAUCAUGCAAUCCCAACACCAUUAAUUCUGAAACAACACUUGGAACUUGUAAGCCUUAACCAUACUAUUAUUCAACAGAUAGAUAUAAUGUACCAUUGCAAGGGGCUUCUUAGCAAGGAGCAAAGUGAAAAAGUUCCUGGGAUGCAAGGGUGGUGGACUGAAAAACUAGUUGAAAUUCGUAUUCGUUAUCUAUCACCACAAAUAAGCUGCCCUGAAAUGUCUCGGAUGAUGCUUUCAAAACUUCUUAUACACACAUAUUCUGGUUUUAUCAGUUAUGUUCAAAAUAUAUGGAUAACUAAAGAGCUCAAGGUUGACAACUUUGCAGUCAUGCUAAAAUGCAUAUUUAUUCUACAACAGCUAAAGGACAAGCAGGGCAUUGAUAUGUUUGAUUUGGAAAUGUCAAAAAUAAAAGAGCUUUCACAACCUGAUGAAUCACUCAUUGGUUUUGAGGAGUACCAUGGGUACAAAUAUUAUGAAGUAAUUCCAGUUGGAAAACGACUUUCAUUACUCUUUGAGCAUCUCUAUAAAAACUAUGUUAUUGAUGCAAUUUUACAUGCAGGUGUGUUUAUUCAAUAUGCUUUAGACAAUACCAAAAUGGUCCAUCUGGAUAACUCUGAUUCUUUAGGUGAUCUUGUAUCUCUUAUGGAGUUUAAAAUGUCUUUGGUUUUCAUGGCUAGUCCUGAAUAUUGUGAUUUUUGUCUUCCUCUAGCAUAUCUUGUUAAUUAUUUUAAAGCAUUCACUGUGAAGCCACUCUUUUUUAAUCUUAAUCAAAAAAACUCUUAUUACAAAGAGGAUUAUCUAGCUGCAAUCAAUGAUUCUUUUAAUCAAGUUAAACAACUUCUGGAACAGGAGGCAAUGUCACUUUUUCACCUUAUGAAAAUUUUGAAUGAAGACUUAAAAGAAAAUGGCCUUGACUCUCUAGUUAUUGUCCAUUAUAAUUGGGGUGGGAUCUCAAAAUUUUCCAAAUAUGAGAGCCAUGGUAUUGUAAAACUUACAUACUCUUCUAUUGAUGAAUUCAAUUCUGCUCUUCAACAAAUAUCACCAUCCAUUGCUGUUGUUUUUGAUAAUAUUUGGCACCAGGAUAUUUUUAAAGAGAAUGAAGGAAGAGGUUCAAUUGUAGAUUCAAUUAUGAAGCUAAAUGAGAUGCAGUGCAAAAUGGAUGGAACCAAAGUCAAGUUACAUAAAAGAAUUAAUAAUUCUCCUGAUAUGGAUAUUGCUGAAGAAUGUGUUGACCUGUUGGAAGAACUUGAGCUUACCCAUUAUGAAAAUAUUAAGCAAGCAUUGAAUUCAUUGUCACCAACUUGGGAUGUAAAGGAAUCCAAGCAAGAAGAUGUCGAAUGGUUAGAAAAUAAAUUACAAGAGGUGGACAAUAUAAUUAAUCAGGUUUAUAAAUGGCUUGAUGAGUGCAAAGACGUAAUGAAUUAA